GUUCGGGAGCUGCGCGAUCGAGAAUUCGGGGGCACCGAGUGGGAGGACACGCCCAUCAUCCAGGCAUCUUAUGACGAUGUCUUCUCCUUGAUGGACCUGUGCCGGAGCGCCCACGUGAUCGUGAACGUAGCCGGUCCUUACAUGCUGACGCAGGGCGAGCUCCUUCUAGAUUGCUGCUGCCGCUGUGGCACAGACUACUGCGACGUCAGCGGCGAGAUCCCAUGGUCGCAUCGGACGCUAGCGCUGCACGAGCAAGCUCGCAAGAGCAAGGCUACCAUCAUCCCGAGUGCGGCGGUGGCAGGAGGCUACCCGGACAUCUUGACCUUCCUCUGC
Symbiodinium sp. CCMP2456 is the source of this 333-nucleotide messenger RNA. NCBI's taxonomy places the organism in Eukaryota, Dinophyceae, Suessiales, Symbiodiniaceae. The record is from the annotation of a GenBank genome assembly.